Engraulis encrasicolus (European anchovy) is the source of this 4864-nucleotide messenger RNA. RefSeq names its product N-terminal Xaa-Pro-Lys N-methyltransferase (gene ntmt2). The record is from RefSeq and is a predicted model, not a curated record. Gene Ontology annotation, molecular function: N-terminal protein N-methyltransferase activity. Lineage: Eukaryota; Metazoa; Chordata; Actinopteri; Clupeiformes; Engraulidae. Bases 250 to 1107 code for a protein of 285 amino acids. Gene Ontology annotation, cellular component: cytoplasm. Gene Ontology annotation, biological process: N-terminal protein amino acid methylation. The transcript has 4 exons.
GUCUGUCACCCAGUGAAGGCAUUUUGGCUCUCACUCAGAGCAGAGGCACGGACACACACACACACACACACCCAUACUCGCGACAGACAUACAAGCACCCAGUCUACACCAGAGCUAGACGAGUGUGUGUGUGUCUACUCAGAGCUGCAGCAGUCGUAGCAGCAGUAGUAGCAGCAACAGUAGCAGCAGAAGUAGUCAAAGUCGCAGCAGUUAUAGUAGCAGCAAUAGCAGCAUCAGCCGCGUGCGAAGAUGCCGAUGAUCUUGGACUGCAAUGGGGACCUGCAGCAGGCCCAGGACCAUGACGAAUGGGUGAAGAAGAUGGCAGGGGGCUGCCGCUCCAGCAUGUCCUUCCACUUCCACAACACCCUCCGCAAGGAGUUCUUCGCCACCUACCAGUACCUGCAGGACCAGCUGCCCCUGGUGAAACUGUUUGCGGUGACUUGCGAGUACAUCAAGGGAGAGAAGCAGUUCUACUACCGUGCCCAGCAGUUCUACCGGGACGUGCCCGCCUCAGAGGAGGGCAUGAUGGGGGACUAUGUGGAGCUGUCAGAGGUGGACCUGGAGGGAUCACGCCAGUUCCUCAAGCAGUUUGUUGGGGGCCCGGGCAAGGCGGGCAAGAAGCGCGCCCUGGACUGCGGCUGUGGCAUCGGGCGGGUGUCCAAAGGCGUCCUCUUCCCCAUGUUCGAGACCAUGGAGCUGGCCGACAUGAUGGAGGACUACCUGCUGCACGCACACGAGGAGUACCUGGGUGACGACGCAGACCGCGUGGAGUCCUACUACUGCUACAACCUCAAGGACUGGAACCCACCGAUGCGCAGAUACGACGUCAUAUGGCUACAGUGGGUCGCCUGCCACCUGACGGACAAGGACCUGAUGGAGUUCCUGAUGCGCGCCAAGAACGCGUUGCGGGGCAACGGCGUCAUCGUCAUCAAGGACAACAUGGCGCGGCAGGGCUGCAAGCUGGACCCGGCCGACAGCAGCAUCAUCCGCCACCUGGACAUCAUGAAGGGCAUCAUCCAGAAGGCCGGCCUGGAGGUGCUGGACGUCAAGAAGCAGGAGGGCUUCCCAGAGAUCAUGGUGCCCAUAUGGAUGAUCGCCAUGCGGUGAAGAGCAUUCACCAACAGAGACCAUUUUUGUUUUUGUCCAUUUUGUAUUUCAUUCAUUGAAUCUAAGGGAUGAUCUGUAAUUGGGAUAAUAUGGAGGGGGGUUAAGUCAAUGAGCUGGAGGGGGAAAGCCAAAGCCAAAAAUGUUGUUUUCUAAAGGAUGAUUGGAGUGGAGAUGUAGGAGAAUCAGAUGUAAAAUCUGAUGCAAAUUUUCAGGUUUUAUUUUUUUAUUAUUUCUGGCUUUAUGUUUCUAUCAUAAUUAGCUGGUAUGGCUUUUUUGGUAAAAGAUCUCACCGUUCAGAAGGCGGGACUGGCUGUCAAGAAACAGGAAGUGAUCAUGGAUGAUCACCGUGUGGUGAAGAUCUUUAACCUUUGUAGAGACCAUUUCCGUGUUUGUUCUUUUUUGUUUUUCAUUUAUUGAAUCUAUAUAAGGGGUGAUCAGCAUGGGAUGAGCUAUCAGAAUCAGAAUUCAUCUGUUCGCUUGUUUCUUGUUUCUUUUGGUAAAACAAAUAAUUGUUAUGAAGGCUGGACUGCCUGUUCUUGAUGUUCAGAUUCAGGAGGGCUUCCUCAAGAAUAUGGUGCCCCAUAUGGGUGAUUGUCAUGUGAGAUAGGGCCAAGGAGGUUCUGAGCUGCUUGGUGGAAAUCUUCACUCUCCAAUGCUCUAGCCCUAGUUCAUUACAGAAUCUUAUGUUAUUUCAGGGAGGGUAUUGCAUUCUUUGCAACUUGGGGCCUUAUUAUUUCAUGAAUGCCACCCAUCCAUAAAAAACACUAACGUGUCAGCAUUGUGCCCAUGAAACAUGAGUUAUUUCUUAUUUUGUAUUUCUGUCUUUUUUGGAUGAGAAGGAGAUAGGGCACACUUUCCAUCUUGUGCAUGACAUGCGAAUACAUUCAUUACAGUGGGUUCCCAGACUGGGGGUCAGGACCCCUAGGGGGGUCACUGAUCUAAAGGCCAGCACUGUAAACAUUGAGUCAUAGCUGCCCCAGUCUGUCCAGUUGGGAAUCAACAUUCAUUGCGAAUCAAUUUUGCCAACCGUUUCUGUAAAUUUAAUAAUCUGGUAAAAAUUAGAGGUUAUAACGAAAGUAUGCCCCAAAAAGGUCAGGUGGUGUCACAGACCAUUCCUCUUUUUCAUCCUUGCUCUCAAAUGUUUUGGUCACAUGUGCCAGUUUCAUACCCCUGUAGAAAACAUGAGGUGGUGUCUAUCACCCACUAAAGUUGCUUUGUAGGGAGUUAGUUAGUCAGCUAGUGGUGUAGGGGGUUGCAUUAGUUUUGGGUUUGGUGUUCCCAUUUACGUUUUGGAGCAGUGUGUAGAAUAAAGUCGUGUGAUGGUCAGCAAAUCAAAUAAAUAAUCGGGUCCAGUAAUGUUAAGGCUGCUUAAGUUUUCUUCCCAAUCAAGUGAUCUGUCAAAACUUUGUAAUGUUGUAACUAAUGUAGGCGAAACGACUUCUGUUGUGAGAGACAACAGGCAACUGAUUUGCUUGGUGCCAAGGACAGCAAAGGCUGCUUUAUCAUCUAACACCCUGUCUGGACCACUGAAAGUAGCACAGUAGGCCCAUGGUCCAGAGAGACGGGUAAAGGUUCUCAACAGAUCACAAGACAUUCCUUGAGUCAGUAGACUACCGAAUGUAUUUUUGACCUCAAAGCAAAUCAAAGCUUUUUAAUCUUUCAGUGGCUUUAGUGUCUGCUACUUUGAACAGUCUAACUUCAAGUCUAACUUCAAGCUUCAAGUCUUUGUUUUUGUGGAGAGAGCACAUCUAUUACAUGAUUGUUCUCAGUGUAUCCUGCAAAAGAGUUUGCUCACAUCAUAAUAAGUCUAGGACAAUAAUUUAUGAUUUACACAAAGUGGAAAGUGUGCUGUGUUCUGCUUGUCCACAAAAGGGAACAAACAGAGCAGUCAGUGUGACAUGAAUCAACAUAUUAUUUCAGCUGAUUGAAAGGAUGCUUGAAAGUGCAUCUCUCACCCAGUGCUAUGGACACAAUGUUAACAUGUUUAUUUUAUGCCUUUGAACAUUAUAAUAAUUAUUUUAUAUGGAAUUUAAUUUGUUUUCCAGCGCAGAAUAAGAGACUCUUCACCUAUAAGUCAGGCUGUAGGUGUGUACAUUGCUGUUUGGAUAUAGUGAUACAAUUCAUCACAGGGUAGAAAAAACACAGUAGUGAAUUUAAUAGGCAUUAUGUUGAAUGACAGGGAGUAUGUUGGGAGCCCCCAAUCAAGACCCAUUAUGCCCCCCAAAAAACAUCUUUAGAAGGCCUGGGGGUACCAUGUGAAAAUAUAUUUCAUUAUAAUUCAUACAAUAUCAUUCUUUAAGAAGGCUGGGCUGAAAUGAAAGUCAAUAUAAAUAAAAAAUAUAUAUAAUCUUAUAACUCAAAAUAUACCGCCUGAUUCUGGAGUAAUGACACUUGUGGCAUUGUCACUUGUCAUCCUUGCCCUUCUGUGAGGUUUCAUCCAGAUGUUUGUGGUACAGGAGGAGGAAGGAAGGAGAACACAUGAGAUACUUUGAGUAGAUUAUUACUUCCCCAUCCAACCUGCCUCAGUGUGAGAUCACUGCAGAGAAACAAAAAGGUUUUAUGUUGCUGACUCAUUGAACAUCUGCCCGAUUCAACAUAACUAACUUGUCCUUCAAACCUUGUGGUUUCACUAUAAAACAUUUGAUCUCUUUCCGACUUGAAUGUAAAGAUAAAUUAUCUUGUAAUUAAGGUUAUUCAGGGUGGGUUUUUUAUGUUCAGUGAAACAUUUAAAUUUGUUCAUUUUGGAGAUUUAUUUGUAUGUAAACAUUUGUAAUGAGUGUAAACGUAUAAGAUCACUUCUAGUUUGUUUGUUUGCUGUGUUGCACUAAAAAAUUAAACAACAAACAAAAAACAAACAAACAAACAAAAACUAACCGCCAUGUGUACUUGAUAGUGACAUGUACUGUGUAACUGUACCAGCAGUAGUUCUUUUUUCUAUCUCAAUUAAAUGUGAUUUCAAUUUCAAUUUCAACAUCAAAUACAUGAAGGAUAUUCCUUUGAGAUGACUCAUCUCGUUUUCAAGGGGGUCCAACAAUACAUGACACACCCUUUUUGAAAUAAUAACACAAGAUAGAUACAUACACAUAUCUACACAACUAACAUGGUUCCCCAGACCAACCCCCCAUCCCUAUUCCUCACCAACCACUAUUAUGUUUUCAGCAUAUAAGCAUGUAAACAGAUCAGAUAAACAGAGCACAUUUCUACAGGCAUGUGAACUGAGCACAAGAAACGUAAAAACAUAAAUUACAAACUUCUCUCUUAGCAGAAAUAGGCAAGAAUGAUGUUCUCUCAAGGGUCAAACACAAGGUGUGUUCUGUUCUGUUCUGUUUGGAUGUAAUCCGCGUGGGUCCAGCAUGACUACUUGCGGCUGGAGCAGAUGAGAUGAGAUGAGACGAGAUGAAGUUCUGGGGGAGGAUUCUGGGAGAGCGAUGGAGGUCGCAGCCACAUCAGAAUCAAAUUUGGUGCCACUUUGGGGCCUUAGGAACGGAACGGAACUUCCCAUGCUCUCUCCCAUGAUGCUGCAGCUGUACUGUGCUGUACGUCUCCCAGAUCAAAGCCCUCCAUCUUCCAGAGAUAGAAAAUGAUAAUUGCAGCUCAUCAUCCUUCUGGGUUUUUUUUUCUCGGGCCUUAAAUGCUUCCAUUGUAGCGGUGUGGACUGUUGACCUGUGGCAGGGGCGGAUCUAGCCAUUUUGGGGCCCUAGGCGAAAUAUAAGCAUGGGGCCCUUAAAAGUCAUUGUAUAGACAUAAACUUCUGUGU